This is a messenger RNA of Trametes versicolor FP-101664 SS1, 1020 nucleotides long. RefSeq names its product HET-domain-containing protein. The transcript is spliced from 2 exons. Lineage: Eukaryota; Fungi; Basidiomycota; Agaricomycetes; Polyporales; Polyporaceae. The record is from RefSeq and is a predicted model, not a curated record. The coding region runs from base 1 to 1020 and encodes 339 amino acids.
AUGCCGCGCUUCUUGAACACUUGGACGGGCGAAUUCGAGUGGCAUCCCGAUCCAAAAAAAGUCACCUACGCUAUCCUGUCCCACGUUUGGCGUGAUCCGAAGGAUGGCGGCGAACAAUCGUACCACGACGUCCUGAAGAUCCAGGCAGCCGUGAAGAGAGGCCGGUUCAAAUUGUCCCGAGCCCCUGACGCCUCACUCACCAAGUACCGUAAACGUGGGACGAUCUUCGCCUACCCCGGCCUUUCAGACAAAAUAAAGGGCUUCUGCAAGGUUGCGCGCAAGGCCGGUUUCCGUCUCGCAUGGAACGACGCCUGCUGCAUUGACAAGACCAGCAGUGCCGAGCUCUCUGAGGCCAUAAACUCGAUGUACGAGUGGUACAGACUUUCAGACAUGUGCUAUGUCUACCUCGCAGACGUUCCGGACGGAGAUCGGCCUCAGGAGUUUGGCAGCAAAUUCCAGGAUAGCAGGUGGCACAGGCGUGGCUGGACCUUGCAGGAGCUCAUCGCACCCGAGUGUCUCAUCUUUCUGACGAAGACCUGGCGCUUCCUAGGAUCGAAGAUGGGGCUCGCUAGGACCUUGGAGAAUCUCACUGGGAUAAACCUCGAUAUUCUCACCCACCGGACUACGUUGGACUCAAUCAGUGUGGCGGGGAGGAUGUCGUGGGCGGCCAAGCGGUACACAACGCGCGUGGAGGAUCGUGCGUACUCCUUGAUGGGCAUCUUCGACAUCCACAUGUCGCCGAUCUACGGCGAGGGCGAGAAUGCCUUCCUCCGUCUGCAAGAGGAGAUCAUCAGGACAAUCCCUGAUCAAAGCAUAUUCGUCUGGGGAGAUCGCCUGGCCCCAUCCCCGCCCCACCAUGGUGUCCCGGCAGAGGAUGCAGAGGACGCACAAUCAGCGAUUCGGGCCAGAGUUGAUGCGCUGUGGCUAGAGAGCGACGGACGCUCUACGGGCGCAAAUGACCGGAUUGUCCACUCGGCACUCCGCAAAUGCAGGACAUGGACCGGAAUAUGUCUGCGAUGA